Messenger RNA from Solanum pennellii, 2819 nucleotides. RefSeq lists its product as uncharacterized. NCBI's taxonomy places the organism in Eukaryota, Viridiplantae, Streptophyta, Magnoliopsida, Solanales, Solanaceae. The coding region runs from base 2100 to 2657 and encodes 185 amino acids. The transcript has 3 exons. The record is from RefSeq and is a predicted model, not a curated record.
CUUUGCAAUAUCAGCUUUCAAUUCUUCAACUUUAUGUUCACUAUCAACGCCACGAUUUUCCGAUGAUCUGUGAUUUUUUGAAUCAUGGUGACUACUGGACUGAUUUAAAAUGGUUUCGUCCAUGAGAUUUAAAUCUUCUUCAGAAAAAACCAUAUUUCUGAAUUUAUGUUGCAGCAAAUAAAAAAAUUAGAAUGUAUAUUGAUUUAUAAUGAAUCUAAUAACAUUCUAUGAAAAAUACCUGAGUGCCAUGUGUUCUGAAAAUUGUUUUCUUCAAAUCGUCAAAAAAAAAUGACGUCAUUCGGUGUCUUCCAGUUCAGGAUUCUCGGUGUGCGAUUUGAAACACGUAUAGCAAUUGUGUUGUCAAAUGGAUGACAACACUCAUAAAACCAUAUCUGCAAUGCUAUGUGGAACUGGCUAAAUUUGAAUGACGAUGGAUUAUUUUUAAAUUUUUGACUGCAUGCUUUGAGUGUUAAAUUAAAACACUCAUUUGCUCAAGGAAAUGUGGCAUACUGUCCAGACUCGAUCAAAUCAAAAUACAAUUUUGGAAUUGUUUUUUUUGAAGGGUCCGAUGCAGUCAGAAAAGAAGAAAUAAAGUACAAGAUCCCGAUUUUUAAACGGUCAUCUUCUUCCCAAAAAUUUUCUGAAAUAAACUUGUGAUAAAAAUCUGACUUGGAUACAUUAUUAAAAUCCUCAAAAUUUUUCAGCAAUGAGUCUGUUUGAAACAUAUGGGUCAGAUACAAAAUCAGAAACAGGUCCACAUUUCAGACCGAUUAUAGCAACAAUAUCUUUUAAGCCAAAAUGUAACUCUUUACCAUUUACAUUUAUGACAAACAUGUCAUCCCUAACAUUUUCAUUCCUAAGUAGAAAUAUGUGUCUCAACAAUUGACAUUGAUUUUAAUGUUAUGCAAAUUAUAAGAAAAUCCAAAAGGUGUUUCUUCUAGGAAUUGUUGAAACUUAUGUUGACCUAGAAAGGUCAACAGAUCCGCAUAAUUUGCAUAACAUUAAAAUCCAAUGUCAAUUAUUGAGACACAUAUUUCUACUUGGGAAUGAAAAUGUUAGGGAUGACAUGUUUGUCAUAAAUGUAAAUGGUAAAGAGUUACAUUUUGGGUUAAAAGAGUUUAUUGCUAUAACCGGUCUGAAAUGUGGACCUGUUUCUGAUUUUGUAUCUGACCCAUAUGUUUCAACAGACUCAUUGCUGAAAAUUUUGGGGAUUUUAAUAAAGUAUCCAAGUCAGAUUUUUAUCACAAGUUUAAAUUGGAAAAUUUUUGGGAAGAAGAUGACCGUUUAAAAAUCGGGAUCUUGUACUUUAUUUCUUCUUUUCUGACUGCAUCGGACCCUUCAAAAACAACAAUUCCAAAAUUGUAUUUUGAUUUGAUCGAGUCUGGACAGUAUGCCACAUUUCCUUGGGCAAAUAAGUGUUUUAAUUUGACACUCAAAACAUGCAGUCAAAAAUUUAAAAAUAAUCUAUCGUCAUUUAAAUUUAGCCAGUUCCACAUAGCAUUGUAGAUAUGGUUUUAUGAGUGUUGUCAUCCAUUUGACAACACAAUUGCUAUACGUGUUUCAAAUCGCACAUCGAGAAUCCUGAACUGGAAGACACCUAAUGACGUCAUUUUUUUUGACGAUUUGAAGAAAACAAUUUUCAGAACACAUGGCAAUCAGGUAUUUUUCAUAGAAUGUUAUUAGAUUCAUUAUAAAUCAAUAUACAUUCUAAUUUUUUUAUUUGCUGCAACAUAAAUUCAGAAAUAUGGUUUUUUCUGAAGAAGAGUUAAAUCUCAUGGACGAAACCAUUUUAAAUCAGUCCAGCAGCCACCAUGAUUUAGAAAAUCACAGAUAAUCGGAAAAUCGUGCUGUUGAUAGUGAACAUAAAGUUGAAGAAUUGAAAGAAGAGCUACAAGUACAAAUUUCAAAUUAAAAUAAAAUUUUAAAAAUUACAAUAUACAUAUCAAAUACUUAUUUUUUUAAUUAACAAGUUAAGGCAGAGUUGAAAGAACUCAAACUCACUGUAAGUUCCAACAUAUUUUUGAAGAAUUAAUAUAAUUACCUUAUAAUUUAUUUUAUUUAUAAAUUUUUUUUUGUACAACGAUAAGGUUGACAAGCACAUGGUUGAUAUCAAGAGUUAUGUUGAUAACUCGACUAAACUGAUAAUUAAAGAGAUUCGAUUGUCAAGAGGAGAACAAAUGCCAGAAGAACAACCAGAGGACAACGCCAAUCAACAUGCUGCACAAUCUGAUCCAACAGCUAUGCCUACAGUUUCAAUUGGACAACACGUCCCAAUGUCAAACACAGCUGCUCAAAAGUCAACUGAUGGUUGUUUCAACGUUGACGCACCUACAACGUCAACAUCAAAACCACGAACAUUGGACGAUUAUUUUGAUUUUACUAUGACACAAAUAAUCGCACUUGAUCCAAUUCUUAAUGCUACCACGACUCCAAAUGUGCAAACAAGACAUAAGAAUCUACGAAAAUACGAUUCUUCUCCUUAUAUCAGAAUGUCGGAAGGGGAAAGCAGUUCAAAUAGAGUACCUAUAUUCUUUCAAAUCAAACAUCCAUUACAAAAUCACAAUGGGUUUGAUGUUCCAGAUGACCUGAUUGAGGAGUUCCAUAAAUGGAUUUUUAAAGAUGUGUCAAGCAGGCGUGGCAGGUAUAAGCUAAGAUGAACAAAAUUAUUUUAUUUAAUUUCACAAUUUAAAAAUUAAUAUAAUACUUAUUUAAAUAAAUACAGGAAAGCAGCAUAUUCCAAGGUUAAAAAUAUAUUUCAUCCUCAAAUGGACUUUGGCGCUGUCAAAAUCGGAGAAAUUUUUUUUUUCACAUAAUGAGUC